CUUAAAUAGUUGUCAAUUAUUUGACGUUUCUCACUUAACCAAACUUUAAACAACAACGAAAAGUGCAAAAUAAAAUGUUAAAUACUUUAAAUCGUGUUUAUAAGUGUACUAUACGAUUGAAAUCAACGUGGAAACAACCGGAAGGUAUUGAAACGGGUAUAAAAAUCUACAAUUGUAUAACAAAAGAUAAAGUUCCAUUAAUUAUAUCGAAAAAUAAGCCGUAUUUAACAUGGUACACUUGUGGGCCCACCGUUUACGACUCGGCCCAUAUAGGCCACGCCAGUUGUUACAUUAAAAUUGAUAUUAUCCAAAGAAUAUUAAGAGAUUAUUUUAAAUUUCGUCUAAUCACCGUUAUGAAUAUUACUGAUAUUGAUGAUAAAAUCAUUAAUGAAAGCAAAACUUUAAAUAGGUCUCCAAUAGAAAUUGCUAGACACUAUGAAAAAGAAUAUUUAGAAGACUUGGAUUUGUUAAAGAUUCAAAAACCUGAUAUUGUGGUUAGGGUUACGGAUAACAUGCCAGUUAUUGUUAAAUUUAUUAAGAAAUUGGUGGAGGAUAAAUAUGCUUAUAAAGCUAAAGACGAAUCAUAUUAUUUUGAUGUGGAGACUUUUAAGGAGUAUGGAAAGUUGCAAAAUAUAGAACGCGGUGAAAAUAGCAUCGUCGAGAAAAGUGAUAUUAAAAAAAAUCCGAUGGAUUUUGCUUUGUGGAAAGCGGCGAAAGCUGGAGAACCGUUUUGGGAUAAUUCAUUGGGACCUGGACGACCUGGUUGGCAUAUUGAAUGCUCUGCUUUAGCUGGGAAUAUUUUAGGGGAUACCAUCGAUAUACAUGCAGGAGGUAUCGAUUUGCGAUUCCCACACCAUGAAAACGAAGAAACCCAAUCUUGCGCAUACUUUAAUAAAGAUCAGUGGGUUAACUAUUGGUUCCACGUUGGCCACUUGCAUUCACGAGGAAGCGAAAAAAUGUCAAAAUCCUUAAAAAACACAAUAAGCAUAAGAGACAUGUUAAAAAAAUCAACAGCCGCUAGUUUUCGAAUGGCUUGUUUAAUGACUCAUUAUCGUAAUCAUAUGGAAUUUAGUGACGAACUUCUUCAAACUGCCACCAGAAAUCUGGUAACUAUAAAAAACUUCAUUGCAAAUUGCACGAUUUACUUAAAAGGAAAUGUAAACGCGGUCAUCGAUAACAAUCUUUUAUUAAAAACGUUAGAAACGACUAUGAUUAACGUCGAAAAUGGUUUGAAAGAUGAUUUUAAUACUCCGAUUGUCUUAAAAUCUAUUAAUAACUUGAUGUCUACCACAAAUAAAAUGUUGGGGGCGAAUAAUACGAAUGGAGAUCCAACCAAUUUUUUAAGUCAUUCUGUCUGUAUUGUUGCCGUAAUGAAUUAUUUGAAAGAUUUAUUUAGAAGUUUCGGGAUCGAUGUGUUGGAGGAAACGGGAACUGAGAGUAUCGAGUAUAACGAGGUGAUUGAUUUGUUGAUUAAGUUUAGACAGGAUGUACGUAGAUUGGGAUUGGCGGAAAAUAACCAAAACACUUUGCAAAUGUGCGAUGACGUACGAGAAGAGUUAAGGAAAAUAGGAAUUUAUGUUAAAGAUUAUGGGAAAAUAUCAAGUUGGUCGAGAUAAUGAGAAAAAAGUGAAAUUGUUUAUUAAUUUUAAGAUAAAUGUUUAAAAUUGCAAUAAUUAUUGUAUUAAAUUGUCAAUUUAGAAAAUCUUUUUUGGGUUAUUGCAAUCCCAUUUUAUAAUCCUAAAACGACAUAUAUUUUAACUAUUAACCCAGAUAUGCCUAGCGUCCUACAUGUAGGACACACCAGGAACAAGUUGUAACACGAUUUAGGUAUUAGUAAUU
Messenger RNA from Onthophagus taurus, 1839 nucleotides. It is a transcript of the gene CysRS-m, whose product is annotated as cysteine--tRNA ligase-like protein, mitochondrial. Gene Ontology annotation, cellular component: cytoplasm. Gene Ontology annotation, biological process: cysteinyl-tRNA aminoacylation. Gene Ontology annotation, molecular function: cysteine-tRNA ligase activity; ATP binding. Lineage: Eukaryota; Metazoa; Arthropoda; Insecta; Coleoptera; Scarabaeidae. The record is from RefSeq and is a predicted model, not a curated record.